Messenger RNA from Aspergillus thermomutatus, 1041 nucleotides. RefSeq names its product ketopantoate reductase family protein. The transcript is spliced from 2 exons. The coding region runs from base 1 to 1041 and encodes 346 amino acids. Gene Ontology annotation, molecular function: 2-dehydropantoate 2-reductase activity. Gene Ontology annotation, cellular component: cytoplasm. Gene Ontology annotation, biological process: pantothenate biosynthetic process. The record is from RefSeq and is a predicted model, not a curated record. NCBI's taxonomy places the organism in Eukaryota, Fungi, Ascomycota, Eurotiomycetes, Eurotiales, Aspergillaceae.
AUGGCACACGAGAAAGCCAGAGUCCUCAUUGUCGGCACCGGUGGUGUCGGUACCAUGUCUGCCUAUGCCCUCGAGCAGGGAGGCAAAGCCGAAGUAACUGCUGUCAUGCGAUCAAACUACGAUGCGGUAGCAAAGCACGGCAUUGACAUCGACUCGAUACAGUAUGGCAAUGACAUCCGAGGAUGGCGCCCAACACAAAUCCGCAAAAACGUCCCGGACGUCGCAGCCGAAGGCCUCGCCCCCUUCGACUUCGUCCUCGUCACCACAAAAAACAUCCCCGACGUCUCCCCCACAGUCGCAGACAUCAUCGAACCCGCCGUCACGCCCAACAAAACAGCCAUCAUCCUGUCCCAAAACGGACUCAACAUCGAAACCGGAGUCGUGGCCCGCUUCCCAACCAACCCCAUCAUCAGUAGCGUCUCCUACGUUGGCGCGACCGAAAAAUCCCCCGGCAAGAUCCUUCACGAUGACCCGGAUGUCCAAAAAAUCGGGCCCUUCACUAACCCCAACAUUUCCGACAAGGUCGCCGAAGACGCAGCAAAGCGCUACAUCGCCGUCUACAAUCCACACGGGAAACUAGACGUCUCGUUCGACGCGGACGUCCGCCGCGUCCGGUGGCGCAAACUCGUCUACAACGCCUCGUUUAACCCCGUCGCGACGGUGCUGCGCAUGGACACGCCGCGGAUGCGCAUGAGCCGCCACGUCAUUGAUGACCUGGUGCGUCCGAUUAUACUGGAGAUUAUCGCGGCGGCGACGGCGUGCGGAGUGACGGGGUUUCCCGAGAAACUGGAGGAGUCGGUGAUUCGAGCGGAUCCGGUCGAUACGGAGUUCAAGCCGUCGAUGUGUCAGGAUGUUGAGAAGGGGAAUCUCCUGGAGGUGGAAAAUAUUGUGGGUGAGCCGUUGCGGGAGGGUGAGGCCCGUGGUGUGCCCAUGCCGACGUUGCGGGCGAUUUAUGGGCUCUUGAAGGGGUUGCAGUUGAAGGCGAAGGAGAGCAAGGGGCUGUGGGAGCCGAAGUUUACAGAGGAUAAUCCUUACCAGUAG